Messenger RNA from Prunus avium (sweet cherry), 2342 nucleotides. Its product is annotated as SWI/SNF complex component SNF12 homolog. NCBI's taxonomy places the organism in Eukaryota, Viridiplantae, Streptophyta, Magnoliopsida, Rosales, Rosaceae. The record is from RefSeq and is a predicted model, not a curated record.
AUAUAGGACAAGGAAAAUAGGAGAAGAAAAAAUAGAGCGAAAUCAAACAUAGCAUAGCGCAAGUGUCGCAGCUCACUCGUCUGGUGACAUCGUGUGUCAGGUGGAGGAAAGCAAACCAGCUUUGCUAUACUCUGGAAAGCUCUGGCCUUCUUCUACUACUCUGGUUUUGUUCUCCUACAAAUUUGGGCAUUUCAUGGAUUUGUCACCUCUGCCUUCUGCUCUGUUACUUGGAAAUGACUCUUAGAGGUUUGAAUUUGAGCGGGUUUCAGUUUUAUCUAUGUUCUUUUGCUGGGUUUUAAGAUCUUGGUGGAAAUGGCUUUAAGUUAUAUUUGUAUAACGUAUAUGUACUGUCUUCUUUGUGGGUUUUUGAUGUUAUGACGGCUUUUUGAGGUUAUGUGUAUGGGAAGUUAGAAUUUUGCUGGCUUUAGAUCUUUUUUCUGUUUAGAGUCAGCUAUGUCUAUGAACAAUAAUAAUCCACCUAAGAAUCUCGGAGCCUCUUCAUCGCCCUUUGGCAAUGCCGGGAUGGUAGCCCAAUCUAUGCCAACAAACCCUACAUUUCCACAAUCACAAGCUCAAGCACAAAUCGGAGCUGGUUUCCAAGCUCAAUUCCAGCUGUCCCAAGCUCAGGCUAUUGCCCAUGCUCAGUCAAAAGCUCAAGCACAUGCCCAAGCUCAAGCUCAACAGGCUCACGCCCAAUUCCAAGCUCAGUUACACGCUCAGGCGCUAUCCCUUAACCAGAACCAAGCAGCUGGCAUUGGGAAUUUAGGGUCUUCACCCUCCUUUUCCACACCUGGAAAUGCAAGUCUCAAGCGUUUCCCUCAAAAACCUCCAGUGCGCCCUCCUAGUGUUUCUCCUACAAACAUGAUGUCACCUAUGAGAACCAUGGAACUCACACCUGCUGCUCGUAAAAAGAAGCAGAAACUUCCUGAUAAACAGCUACAAGACAAAGUAGCCACCAUUCUGCCUGAAUCUGCUUUGUACACCCAGCUGCUCGAGUUUGAGGCUCGUGUUGAUGCUGCUCUUGCGAGAAAGAAAGUUGACAUCCAAGAGGCCCUUAAAAGCCCUCCUUGCAUUCAGAAAACGCUGCGCAUUUAUGUUUUUAAUACUUUUGCUAAUCAGAUUCGCACAAUUCCAAAAAAGCCAAAUGCUGAGCCCCCUACUUGGACUCUGAAGAUAGUUGGGAGGAUCUUGGAGGAUGGUGUUGAUCCUGAUCAGCCUGGAGUGGUCCAGAAAUCAAAUCCCUUCUAUCCGAAGUUCUCAUCUUUCUUCAAGAGAGUAACCAUUUCUUUGGACCAGAGACUAUAUCCUGAGAAUCAUAUCAUUAUGUGGGAAAAUGCUAGAUCGCCUGCACCACAUGAGGGAUUUGAGGUGAAGAGAAAAGGGGACAAAGAAUUUACUGUGAAUAUACGCUUGGAAAUGAAUUAUGCACCAGAGAAGUUUAAGCUUUCGCAACCCUUGAUGGAAGUUCUUGGUAUUGAGGUCGAAACCCGUCCUAGAAUAAUAGCUUCAAUCUGGCACUAUGUGAAGGCUAGGAAAUUGCAGAACCAAAAUGACCCCUCUUUCUUUAACUGUGAUCCACCUCUUCAGAAAGUAUUCGGGGAAGAAAAGAUGAAAUUCACCAUGGUGUCGCAGAAGAUAUCUCAGCAUUUGUUCCCCCCGCAACCUAUACAUUUGGAACAUAAGAUAAAGCUUUCAGGGAAUAGUCCGGCUGGAACUGCAUGUUAUGAUGUGUUGGUUGACGUGCCCUUUCCAAUUCAAAGGGAAUUGUCUGCUCUUUUGGCCAACUCAGAGAAGAACAAAGAGAUUGAUACCUGUGAUGAAGCAAUAUGUGCAGCUAUAAGAAAAAUCCAUGAGCAUCGUCGCAGGCGAGCUUUUUUCCUUGGGUUUAGCCAAUCACCUGUAGAAUUUAUCAAUGCAUUGAUAGAAUCUCAAAACAAAGAUUUAAAGCUUGUGGCUGGAGUAGCGAGCCGCAGUGCUGAGAAAGAGCGACGAUCAGAUUUCUUCCACCAACCAUGGGUUGAAGACGCUGUUAUUCGCUAUUUGAACCGUAAGCCAGUUGCAGGAAGUGAUGCUCCUGGAAGCAUGUGAAAGGAGACUGUUGAGCUCUUGAUGGGGGUGCCAACCUUUGUAUUCUUUAGCAGACGUAGGAGGAUAUACGAUUGCCUUUUCUAUUGAUUGUAGGAUGGGGAGGAUGCUGGUCGCGCAUUGAACUUAGGCAAAAUAUAUAUAGCUUGUUUUGUUUAACCUUUAAAUUUUCCAUGUACUUGCUCUGCUGAUUAUGGUUAAUGUACAAACAUGUUAGACACAGUUUUAUUUAUCUAUGCUCCAUUUUAACUUACAAA